Messenger RNA from Lytechinus pictus (painted urchin), 2450 nucleotides. RefSeq names its product neuferricin-like. The record is from RefSeq and is a predicted model, not a curated record. Bases 21 to 899 code for a protein of 292 amino acids. Gene Ontology annotation, cellular component: membrane; endomembrane system. Lineage: Eukaryota; Metazoa; Echinodermata; Echinoidea; Temnopleuroida; Toxopneustidae. The transcript has 4 exons.
UGAAUUGCAGAAAAAGACAGAUGUGGGAGGCGGGUAGGAGCAAUGUAAACACAACUUAUGAGAUGGCUUCAUCUGGACAUGCUAUAGGAUUCCUGGUUGCUGUUAUCGCCAUUGCUGCAUUCUACAUCAUUCCUGACUCUGACCCCAGGAUUGUCCAAUUACAGUCUCAGGUCAACACCCUCACCUCUGAGGUCGUGGGUCUAUUUUCUCGUGAAAAUGUUGCAAAAGCGACCAGUCCAGAAAACGUUGAGGACUCUGGAAAACUGUUCACUGUGGAUUCACUGAAGGCAUUUGAUGGAAGCAAGAAUAGCCCUGGACUUCACAUAGCCAUUAUGGGGAAGGUCUUCGAUGUCAGCAAGGGGGAGAAACACUAUGGCCCAGGAGGGGGAUACAGCUUUUUUGCUGGAAGGGACUGCUCCAAGGCUUAUGUGUCUGGAGAUUUCACUGAAGAAGGACUGAUACCAGAUGUAGUGGGGCUUACCCCUCAAUAUAUGGUUGGCAUUGAUGAUUGGGUCUCAUUCUUUGAAAAAGAAUACACUUAUGUUGGAAAACUGAUUGGUCACUUUUACGAUGAUCAGGGAGAGCCAACGCCCAACCUGAGGGCAGCGCACAAGGCCAUUGAGGAAGGAAGGAAAUUGAAAUCAGAUGAAGCUGAUCACAGGAAUAAGUAUCCUCCAUGCAACUCAGAAUGGAAGCAAUCAUCAGGUUUAAGACUCUGGUGCUCAAAUAGGAGCGGAGGCAUUUCACGAGAUUGGAUCGGUGUUCCUCGUAAGCUCUUCAACCCUGGUACCAACAAAUGGCGCUGUGCCUGCAUCAAAGAAUCUGAGCUACACAACCCUCAUCUCCGUCCCUAUGACAACUGCCCUCCUUCAUCUGCUUCCUGUGUUGGUGAUGCCUGAAAGAGAUGUUCCUCAUGAUCUGGCUAGGGAGAUGCAUUUGUAAACAAUUUUUACCCUAAAUUAUUUUGUUUUUCCAUCAUUAAAGUCAUAAGGUAAAUUGUUUCGCAGUCAAACAUGUGUCUGUACAUUAUAAAGGGCAUCUCUCCCUUGACACUUUGAAUUCUGUCAUUUACGAAAUGCCCAUCUGUUUCAUCAAGGAUUUUACAAAUGUACUCUUCUUAUCAACUAAUGAAAUGGCACCAUUUUGGUUGCUUAUCAUGCCAGCUUUUAAAAUGCUGUUCAUAACAAGUUUUGUGAAACCGAGUCCUUUAUCAAAUUGAACAAAUCUGUGCAUUAACAAAAUCAUGCAAAAGCUGAUUGCUAAGAGCUUUACAAAAUCAAAUUCUCCAAGUAUUAAAUUCAACUCAUUCAAAAUUGAUUUUAGCUGUACGUGGAUCACUUUCCAAUGCUCAAGCAAUAAAUCCAAGCAUUGUUCCUCAGAUUUAAGCAUGAACAGUUUUAAGUUCUGUAAAUUAAAUCUCCAUAGAUUUUGGAUUUGGAGUCAUGAUAAAUAACUUAUCAUGAGCAAACUUAGUUUUUUAAAUAAAAAAAAUUAUUGAAACUUUGGUGUUGGGUCCCAAAAUAUGAUUAUUGUAGGGUCAAGGUUAUUUUUAAAAGGGCAAUCUCAACUAGGGGCAAAGUGGCCUUGGAUACCCCAAAAUUUCAAGGGGCAUCAAGGCCAUUUUAAAGGGCAUCUAAUUCUGGUCAAAAGGUCACCAAGGCCAAGUUGUCUAAAAUGACAAGUAGCACAACAUAUCAUCACAAGACUCUUCGGUAUCAGAAUUGUGCAAUACACACACCCUAACUUACAAAUUGAACCUAGCUGAAACAAAAGUUUUUAACAGGAUGUGGUAUCGGGGCCAGGUCUUCCCUUAGAAUUAUGCUACCACUGAUUGACAGCUGACUUGGCAUAAAAGCUCCCUGGCUGGGGUUCUCAGUCUUGAUCGUCCUCAGAUCUUUGAUUGUACUUGUUGAAAGGCUGAGCCACCAAUCUCCUUGGCAACACUUAAUGAUUGAAAACUGUGGCAUAUUGGUUUAAGGGGUAAACUUGCCUGUUUUCUUAAUUUUUCUCUUUUCCUGGCCUUGUCUAUCACAUUAGACCACUUCUUUUUAAUUUGUUCCACUGUUCAAAGAACAGAUGGUUUUUUUCUUUGAUUGCUUAUAAAAUGCCACACUUUACUUCUUUCAUUGGUGGUUACAUAUUAUGGAAUUGAAGUUCAAGACUAAACAAGUUGUUUUGUUUCUUACAAGUCUUGAUGAAAUGCUCUCUAUAUAACAAUUAAGUGGGUCUUACUGUUCUUGCUCUCCUCUAUGUUUGAUGAGUUAUGUGCCAGGAUACUUUGCCAGUGAUUGUCUUUUUUUCCAUUUCAAUCAAAAUUGCCAUAGGCAUCUACCAUUCAAAAUAUAAUUAUUUUAUCAUCAAUUAGAUUAGUACAUAUCUAUUGACAUCCAGAAAGUUGUCUUUCUUCCUUCAACCAAUAUUGAUUUUUUAAUUUCCACUCUUGCAUGCAC